Pelobates fuscus (common spadefoot toad) is the source of this 1609-nucleotide messenger RNA. RefSeq names its product solute carrier family 39 member 11 (gene SLC39A11). The coding region runs from base 63 to 1052 and encodes 329 amino acids. The transcript has 10 exons. Lineage: Eukaryota; Metazoa; Chordata; Amphibia; Anura; Pelobatidae. Gene Ontology annotation, molecular function: zinc ion transmembrane transporter activity. Gene Ontology annotation, cellular component: membrane. The record is from RefSeq and is a predicted model, not a curated record. Gene Ontology annotation, biological process: zinc ion transmembrane transport.
UACAGGGAAAGCAGGAAGUGCUCCAGGCUGGCUGUACUGAGAGUCACACAGUGUCCAUCAAGAUGAUCGAAGGGGUCAGUCCUGUAAUGCAGUCCCUCCUAGGGACUUUGCUUACGUGGGGACUGACGGCAGCAGGAUCUGCCCUGGUGUUUAUCUUCUCCAGUGGUGAGAGACGGAUUCUGGAUGGGAGUUUGGGCUUUGCUGCUGGGGUGAUGCUGGCUGCUUCGUACUGGUCUCUCUUGGCCCCCGCUAUAGAGUUAGUAGAAGAGUCUGGACAAUAUGGGCGAUUUGCUUUCCUCCCAGCAGCAGUGGGAUUUGCUGUCGGGGCCGGCUUUGUUUACUUGGCUGACAUGGUUCUGCCAGCUCUGGGAAUGGUUGAAGAUCCAUACUCUGUGGCCACUAUGACUCACGAUUCCAGACAUACCAAGGAGAAGGACGAAGAUCCCAUCUAUGAUGAGCGGGAGUUAAGCAUCCGGAUAGAUACAAUUGAAAAUGGGGAGGUUUACCAUCGGAAGAGGGGGACUCACCCUGCCUCAGCUGAAGAACUGUCAUUACUAAACCCCAGGGAACCCGUGCACAAGUCGGGGGCCAGCUGGCGACGGAUUAUGCUGCUGAUAUUAGCGAUUACCAUCCAUAACAUUCCAGAGGGGCUGGCGGUCGGAGUCGGUUUCGGAGCCAUUGGUAAGACACCUUCCGCCACAUUGGACAAAGCAAGAAACCUGGCCAUUGGAAUUGGAAUACAGAAUUUCCCAGAAGGCCUUGCUGUGAGCCUUCCGUUACGCGGAGCAGGGAUUUCCACCUGGAAAGCGUUCUGGUAUGGACAGUUGAGUGGUAUGGUUGAACCCAUCGCUGGCGUUUUUGGGGCGAUUGCAGUUUCUUUGGCAGAACCGCUCCUACCGUAUGCAUUGGCUUUUGCAGCUGGGGCCAUGAUCUACGUCGUGAGCAACGACAUUAUUCCUGAAGCACAAACCAGUGGAAAUGGUAAGCUGGCCUCCUGGACUUGCAUUUUGGGUUUUAUCGUGAUGAUGUCACUGGACGUCGGCCUGGGUUAACAUGCGUCUACGACGUACGACCAUGAAGAAGAGAGCCAUGUAAGCGCUGUGCGCUCGGGGUCCAAGAAGAAGACAACUGUUUACAGCUUUUGAUUUCUUUCUAUUUUUAUUGAUUAUUGGAACGCAGUGUUUAUUUAUGUAUUUAAUAGAUGAAUCAGAAAUGAUUAAAAAGGGCUGGGAUUGUCUCACAAUCUGAAUUGGUCGGAGGCUGUGAUUGGGAGUAGUGUAAGAGGCACAGGGGUCUAGAUGUAGAUGGUGUUAAAGUAUCUGUUAUGUAGAAGUUAGGAUCAAUGCUAAACUAAACACGGUAUAAAUAUCACACAAAUUGGCUGCUGUCCCUCCCUUAUUUCACUGAACACCAUGGAGUUAUCAAGCAAAUGUUAUUACAGAAGGUGCUAAGAAAGCAUAAUGGCUGCUCCCAGUCUCUUCCAUUUGGUAAUAUAUUUACCGAACUACAAUUGUGGGGCUGAUGGGAUCAUUUAUUACCACUGCUCGCAUGGUACUGCCCAUUGCGCAGGAUAAUAGUUUAAACUCUGAGCUGCCAAUUCAAACUACCA